This is a messenger RNA of Linum trigynum, 3983 nucleotides long. The record is from the annotation of a GenBank genome assembly. NCBI's taxonomy places the organism in Eukaryota, Viridiplantae, Streptophyta, Magnoliopsida, Malpighiales, Linaceae.
UAAAAAAAUUCUAAAAAUAGCACCCAAUCCGAAAAAAUUCCAAAAAUAGCACCAUUUUCCAAAAACCUCCACCCGAAUAAGCGGUUUAGGCAAAAAUCGCCACCCGGGGGGCGCGUUUUUUUAUGAAAAUCGCACCCCCACCAUGCGGUUUGUAAUAUAUAUAUAUAUAUUUUUUUUUUAAAAUAAGUAUCACAAGUGGUCUUGACACAACUAGUUUAGUUUUUUAUUGUGUGCAAGAAGUUCUGAGUUCGAAUCUCCACCAUCCCAUUUGAAUUUUUAUUUUUAUUUUUAAGAGAUAAAAAACCAACAUGGUGUGGGAGUGGUGGUUCAAACCCAGAUAAUAAAUAGUUUACAAAAUUUAGCACAACAUCUACACCACUCAACUACAACUCUUCUCUUGAAACAAUAAUAUAUUGACAAAGUUUUACUCAUUGAAAGCUAAAAAUUCUCAAUAACUUUAAACAACCAUAACUUUGUGCUCCAAAAUCCGAACGUCAUGAAUUUUUUUUCAUUUCGCAUAACUUUUUAAGGACUACAAUUGUUACUAGGAAUGAAUUUUUAAAACAGGAAAUAUAUUUGGAUAUACAUGAUUUUGGGAAUAGCUUACUUUCCCUUUUUCAGCAAUCCACGUACAUUUCGAAAUUAUGUCUAUGAUAAAAGUUGUAGUCCUUAAAAAGUUAUGCGAAACGAAAAAAAAAAAUUCAUGCCGUAUGGAUUUUGGAGCACAAAGUUAUGGUUCUCCAAAGUUUGACGAAAUCGGAAAAAAGCUCGUUCGGGGUAGCAAAUGAAAUUUUUCGGAAUGAAGGCGAGACCAAACCGCCUUUGUCGGUUUGCGGCUUGCAAGAUCUCGAAAAGUUAUGCGGAAUCAAAUAAAAAAAUCGCGACGAUCGGAUACCCGAACACAAAAAUACGUUCGUUUGAAGUUUAUACCUAGAUUAGGAAUUUUCAAAAAAAAAAAAGAAAGAAAAAAUAGUCCAAAACCGCAUGGUGGGGGUGCGGUUUGCAACCAAACCGCCACGGCCCCAUGCAGUUUGCAAAAAUGCCCCUACCCGUGAGGUUUUCAUCGAAAAACGCGCCCCGGGUGGCGGUUUUCGCAUAAACUGCUGGUUCGGGUAGCGUUUUUUGGGAAAGGGUGCUAUUUUUGGAAUUUUUCCAGGUUGGGUGCUACUUUUGGAAAAGAAAUUUAAACAGUGCUAUUUCUGGAAAAAUCCCGAAGUAAUAGGAAUGGUGGCGGCUUCCUCCUUGGUGGUGCCUCUUCCCUCAUCUUCGGCGCCAGCGGCGGAGGAGCAAACUGGCCAAGCCGCCGCUUUAGGGUUAGCUGGGUAAUGACACUCAAUUUCUAUUGUUUAUCACUCUCAUAUUUGAUGCAUUUCGCCCUUCUAUCAAUGCAUCUGUAUUAGUUUUUACUAUAUUUAAUAUGGAAUUCGUGAUAUUUGGAUAAAAUGCUUAUGAUAGACCUGAGUGUGUUUCUGUACUAUUGGAUAACCGGCUAACCGACCACCACCGAAAACCACAUGUAGUAGCGGCCUCCCCCAUCCUUUCGAUCAAAACAAAAAAUCCACCAAUCUUCCUCAAACCCUAAAAAAACACCUGAAUGGCCGCCGUCGCGCCACCUUCUUCCCCGAUGGUUCGUCUGUCGAUCCGCUCCACCUUCGGACUUGCUCUUCCCAGAAACCGUCCCCGCUCCUCCUCCUUCGGGUCGCGCAAUAGUGAAGACGCGCGCAAGCAACAAAAGAAACGAAGCUCGACAGCUCCUCCUCCUUUCAGCCUUCCUCUUCCCCGUUGCCGCUCAGCCUUCUUCCCCGACGAUUCGUCCACCGCUCCUCCUCCUUCGCAUGUGCAGCAGGGGAGAAGCGCGCGAGCAGCCGAGGAAACGGAUCUCGACAACUUUUCAUCCUUCCGGCCUUCCUCUUCACCGUCGCCGCUCCGCCUUCUUCCCUGCCGCGCAGCUUGCCGUCGAGAGGGGUGGCUGGUCGCCCCCUCCUGCCUCGCUCGCCCCUCCUGCCAGUCCGCCCUCCUGCCUUCCACUUCCCAUCAACAAGAUUUUGGUUGCAUGGCUAACCAAACCCAAAAUUGGUUACUAACCGGUCAGUGGUCGGUUAACCGUGCGUCCGUCUUCGGUCGGUUGUCAGAAGCCACUGGGAGGUGGUUCGGCUAAUCUCUAAGUGAAUAUUCAGUUUUUGGUUAAACCGAAAUUGGUUCAUAUAAUUUAGGUGGUCAAGAAUUUAUCAUCUACUGGUAUCCCAUUGUCUUACGUAUGCUUGUUUAGUUGGACGCAUCUAUGCAUGUUUACAUGAGAUCAAUCCUAUUCUUAGAUCAUCAAUGCUAUAGACUAUGAUUAUGGUUCGUAGAAGCCUACAAUUAAAGAUAUGUUAUCCUAACUUGCUUGUGUUUCAUUGAUUAGGUGAUGUAAUUAAGCGAAAGUACACAUUAGCUAAUCAAAUCUCUAUCGCAAGAGGCACAUGCGCGGGUAGAAAGUGACAUUUUUGAAAAGGAUAGGGAAUUAUAAUAGAUGAUGUAGAGAUGCAUCUUAUUUAGGAGAUCAUAUGCGUUACUAUCUAGAAGAAACUAGCUAAACAUUACUUUCAAUCUUUCAUUGCUACCGUAAAAAAAAAAAUCUUUCAUUGCUUGCGUCUUUGUUUGUUUUUUUAUUGCAUUAGUAGUAUAGUACACGAGUAGAUGGCACGUCAACCCACCUAGUUUUACUUUCUUGCAUUGCAUUUAUUCGAAUUAAAUUGGUUAGAUUUUAGUAGUUACUAUUAAAAGACUGUGAGAACCCCGCUUCUAGGGAUUCUCGAUACUGAUCUUCGGCACUCGUGAUAAUUAGGGAUUUAGGGAUUGAGAUUAAGAAUUAGUGAUUUAGAUGAGAAGGAUAGAAUUGGGAAUCGGCCGAGGCCUUGGACUAGGAUGAGACGAGAAAUUAGGAGUUGAGAGGAGAGUUUAGGGUUUAGGAGACUUUGCUUAAUAUUCUUCUUGACUGAUUAUGAUGUAAACUCAAAGUACAUAUUUAUAGAGAAAUACUGGAAAACCUUAAUAAUAAUCCUAAUACGACUAUAUCUCUACUAACCAUAAUUAUAAUUAUCCUACCUAAUAUAAUAAUAGAAAUUCCAAAUAAAUGUGUUUCUCACAAAGACCUUGUGUAAUACGAUGAUAGCUAUAACUAGAAUUUUUUUUUUAUCACUUGUAUAUUUACUAAAAAAAUCUCCGACAACGGGGUCAAAAACCUGUAUCACCAGUAUACAAGUCUUGUGCUACAAUUUCGUGGUAUUUUCGAGAGGGAGUGGACGUAACCCUCUCCCAUGUGUUUAUGAUCAAGAGUAAUUUUGUAGUUGAUUGUUUGACUCAUACAUGCCUGUCUGUUUCUUUUAGUUGUCAUAUUGUUUUCUAACAUGACUAUGAGGUUUGAAAUUGGGGUUUUAUGACAUUAUGGGGACUUCUGACCACUGUCAGAUUCAUGUUAUGAGGCAGUAUUGUAAGAAACCCGUUUAUGAUAAAAAAAUAAUAAUUAUUAUAUUAUACAGAUAUAAAUGGAUAGCUCUUUGGAGAUCAUACUUAAUUUCAAUCAAACUACUUUUUUAAAGAAUAAUCAAACAACUUAAUCAUGCAUAAUGAUAUUAUUAUUCCUUUCCAAUACUUACUUGAUCAUUUGAGAAUAUUUUCAUUAGUUGAAAAUAUUGAAAACGUUAUCACACAUAAUCAAUCAUAAGUUUUAGCUACAAACUUUGCAAGAAAUGUAUAUGAACAAAAAAAAAAACCCCAUAAAACAAAGUCUAAACUCUAAACUAGGUUGUUGGGAAUAAAUCAAUAUAGAAGAUUGAUAAAAAAAAUAGAACACAAGUAGCACAAGAGUGAGAUUUUAUUUUUUGAACAUUAAGAGUUAAUAUCUUUAGAAAGCAACAUGUAUAAAAUUCUUACAUUAGGGAUCAAAUUUAUGGAUUGAGGGCAUAGCGCAUUGAGCUAAAAAUUAAAUCUCAUUGAUAUUG